Molecule: messenger RNA, 3838 nt
Organism: Pomacea canaliculata
Lineage: Eukaryota; Metazoa; Mollusca; Gastropoda; Architaenioglossa; Ampullariidae
Exons: 8
Coding region: 2401-3405 (334 amino acids)
Cellular component (GO): extracellular region
Molecular function (GO): chitin binding
Source: RefSeq, a predicted model, not a curated record
GAAUUAUCCUUCCACCACAAUGGAAAUAAUCACUUUAAGCGGAUCAAACAUUGUCCACACUAAUUAAUUAAUACAGACUUGCCGGAAGGACCCGUGACCCAGUGUAUAGCUCGAUGUUGGAGGUCUGGGUUUUCUAGUUUCUGUGUCGGGAAAUGUUUUCCAGAAUUAGCUGAUUGGUUCUGAGUACGAUAUUAGUGAUCCUGGGUUCAAAGCUGUUUUUCCUUAUUGACCAGUUGUACAAGGAAAGGGACAUCUCAGAAGUGCAUGGCCGGCCUGUUGACUUGCACUACCGCACCCUGACUAACUACCGGGAUUCCCUUUCCCACAAUAACGACUUGUUUUCGACGACUGGCACGAGAUCCCGAGUGAUGUCACUGGCUGGCAAUGUGCAGACUGACGACCACCUAUCAGCAAUGAGUGAAGAUAUCAUUUCAUUCGUGACUCCACCAUGGCUGGUGUCUGGUAGCUUUGUGACACACCUUUGUCCAACCUUCUGUCCGUCCGUCGGAACAACGUAUAAAUGUUGCUAUUAAUAGACUACAGGACCAGAGGAGCCACGCCGACAGAAAAAGAGAAAGUAGUUAACUAACUGCCUGACUACCUGGUGAAAGGAAGAAGAUUUGUUCGGUAAGUCAGCUCGUACCCUGAGCAUGUAUAUUGUUUGUGUGAUAUUGCUUGCUUUGAAUCUUGGAUUAGCAAUGGUUUUCAAAAUGGUGUCUUCAAAAUGUUUGAUUAGACACGUUAAUAGUCGUUUGUAUCACGGAACUGAAGUAAAUUAUUUGCAGGACCUCACCUGUGUCGUGUAGGACAUGGACAGUCGACUGACAUGAUUAUGAGUGUAUACACUGACAUAUUCUGAGCAACAGGAUGUACAGUAACACUGUCAGGGCUUCAGACUGAGACUAGUCUAGCGUGGUGGUGUAAUGAGUAGACAGUGUUUAUUGUGUUAUCACUAGUCUACUGUAGGUUAUGUGGUGAGAUGAGUAGACAGUGUUUAUUGUGUUAUCACUAGUCUACUGUAGGUUAUGUGGUGAGAUGAGUAGACAGUGUUUAUUGUGUUAUCAGCUAGUCUAGAGUUUAACUGGUGGUGUAGACAGUGUUUUUGUGUUAUGAGCUAGUCUAGUGUAGGGCUUAUGUGGUGUAAUGAGUAGACAGCGUUUAUUGUGUUAUCACUAGUCUACUGUAGGUUAUGUGGUGAGAUGAGUAGACAGUGUUUAUUGUGUUAUCAGCUAGUCUAGAGUUUAACUGGUGGUGUAGACAGUGUUUUUGUGUUAUGAGCUAGUCUAGUGUAGGGCUUAUGUGGUGUAAUGAGUAGACAGCGUUUAUUGUGUUAUCACUAGUCUACUGUAGGUUAUGUGGUGAGAUGAGUAGACAGUGUUUAUUGUGUUAUCAGCUAGUCUAGAGUUUAACUGGUGGUGUAGACAGUGUUUUUGUGUUAUGAGCUAGUCUAGUGUAGGGCUUAUGUGGUGGGAUGAGUAGACAGUGUUUAUUAGGGAGAGGAAAGUGGAAGAGUGGUGAUUCAUUACCCAUAAACUGUUUACAAUCUUACCAAGCCAACACACUUCCACCAGCCAGUAACAAACACAGACCAACACACGUGCUGUGGUGUAAACUGUUGCUCCCAGCAUGCAAUGUACAUCACCACUCUGUUCAAUCUGCACCAUUUCCUCCAGAUUUCAGCUUGAAGAAAUCUUUUCCAUGCUUCUGAGAACGAGAAUGACAGUUUAUAGGUUUCUAAGAAUUUUCUCUUUUUUUGUUUGUUUUGAAGAUGCCUUUCAGCUGCGUGUUUUCUUUCGUAAACGGAGAAUAUGAUGGUAGAAAAAAUGAAUAGUGCUCAAUCGACUACUCAGUCAUCUCUUGUUCUUGUCUAUCGAUAUAAACCGUUUAUCAGUUUAUAUAGUCAUUCAUCUGUGUGUGCUCAUAUUUCUCUCUGCUGUCUUUCAGAAUUGCUGACUGAGGACAGGGAAGUAAUACACUUGUGCCAUAAAUAUGUCUGACAUGAUUGAUCGAUCCGCGGUCAAAUGAUAUUUAUUCACCUCUGUGUACAACAUAGACUAACACAGAUUAGCCUUAUAGACGUCCGUGAUUUCGCAUAUGAAGUCACGGUGCAAGCAAGCCUCCAUUUUCGGAGGAAUAUUAGUUGCCUUGCUGAAUAAAGAACUGUCCAUUUAGAGUCUGAAAAUGCUCUUCUUUGUAAACGAUGAGUCUUCUUCACCAGACAUGAAAAAUAUCGCCUUGACCUCUCAGGUUGAUAAAAGUCUGCAUCUGAUGCAAAAACAGUAGAAGGAAAACUAAACUUAAAAAGUAGUUUCCACUGAAGUUUUCGACAUGUAUCCAUACACCUUCUUCAGCAACUAAAAUCUAAGUGACAGAUCACUUUAUGACAGCUGUCCGGGCAACAUGGCCUCCUCGUUGUUUAACGGGUCGUGUUCGACGAUUACAAUUCCAUGUGAAGAUGGCAUGAUGUACAUAGACCCGUGUAGCUGUGUACAUUUCUACAUAUGUGCAAGUCGACAAACUAUAGUUAAACAAGGAUGUCCACUGGGCACAGAGUUCAAUCAAAGCGCCUGCGGGAGAACUGAUGAAGUGAAAUGUAAUGUACAGGAGCCAUGGCAACGGUGCCGAAAUGUGCAAGGUUCAAAGUCCAAAGAAGAGCUUAGGAACCAAUGUCUUAAUGCAAGCUCGUCAUCGUCCUCAUCAUCGUUAUCGUCAUCGUCAUCAGAAGGGGGAAAUGGCGGUGCGAUCGCUGGAGCGGUCAUUGCUGUGCUUCUUGUCGCCGUGAUUGUUGUUGGUGUUGUUCUCUACGUGAGGAAGAGAGGAAAUCCAAUUAGGCACCUGAAGGUGACGUCUUUGUGGCGGAGAAAGACAGAGACCGUCAUCAGGGAGAACAAGGGCGUCACUUCCCCUGUUGCACACGUCAGCGCCGCGCCGUCAGAAGAGGAAGUGUACGCGUGUAUUGAUGACGCGGCCAUGUGUCGCGAUGAAGACCUGGUCACAUCAACACCGCCAAGGGCUCGGCCAAACGUCAACCCCAACCAGAACACCUACACGGUCGUCGCAGCUGGCGGCACAGGGGGAGGCAACAGGCAGGAUGUGGCUCACUUCACGCCGGCCAUCGCUGGCCCCACGAUCCAGAUAGAAGUGACCACAGACGAGCCGUGUCCGUCCAACUCACCUCUGGAGGACCAAAUUGACCGCAGCAAUAGAGAUCGGUGGAGAGCUGAAGGAGCUGGUGAGAGACCUGCAGAAACUAUCCUCCUUGACCCUCAACAAUACCUUGUGCCCCGCCCGAUCACUCUUGGCGUGGGAACGGGCGAGGGGAGAUCUACCAUCGACCCACCCUACUACGAGCUUGAACAUGGUGGACACGAAGACCCUAUUUAUGCCAAUGACGUGGAUAACUGAUAGAAUGAUUUGUAGAAGGUAGUUAUGUGAGGGACGUGAAUAACUGAAAACAGGAAUGAUUUGAACGUAGUUACGUGAGUGACGUGGAUGACUGAUAGCAGGAAUAACUUGCAAGCCGUAGUCAGCACAGCAAGGUGAAUAACUGUGAUAGGAGUGAUUCUCCCUCCGCCCUCAAAACACAACGUGACGAGCGAGGCGCGCGCAACCUUGACAGCAGGAGUGACGGAACGGGUAUAGGUACUUGGACUUGAGGAGAAACACGAACCAAUACCUGGAGUACAGUGAGUCCUUUGUUGUAAACCGCCACCUGACGACUGUUGCUGUGUAUUAACAUUACUUUAUGAACUGAGCUCCACUGGUGCCGAGCAAUCUCCAAUGUGAUGAUCUCUGUUUACUUUAUAAUAAAGAGGUACAAUGCAUACCCGGAAUACAA